AUUUCAGAAUUCGCAAACAGCGGUCGGUAGCAGCUGCAGCCAAAGCAAACAAUUAAUUAGUAUAAAUUACUAUUUAAAGCAGAGCCACAAUACAUCGUAUAUACUAUUUCAAAAUAUAUAAAUAUUUCGAAACAAUACAAAAUUCAAAAUGCUGAACAACACUCAUCAUCAACGGAUCUUCUUGGCCAGCUCUGUGUUGCUGUUGCUAAUCGGCCUGCCAGUUAUCCGCGCCGAUCUCAUGUGCUAUGUCUGCGACGACUGCGAACAGCUGCCCAAGGAUGCCCCCCUGCUGGCCUGCAAUGAGGAGUUCUUCAAUCCCGGCGGCAGCACAGAGGCCUCCACGGUGACCACCACGACGUCAACCGAGGCCAGUACCACUUCCAUGAGCACACAGGAAACCACGACACCCGAGGUGACAACGAUAAGUACCGAAACGAGUCCUCUGACCACUGAAACCACGACCACAACGCCGGUGGAGACCACCACCCCAGAGCCCACCACCGAGAGCAGCCAGAGCACGGAGAGCACUCAGAGCACCGAGGCCCCAGCGCCCACUCCGCCCACCGCUGGACCCGUGCAGACUACCACAGGAGUGCCCACGCCACCAGCUGAGGAUCUGUUCUUUGCCGCGGCCUUGAAUGCCACCCGACUGGUGCCUGUGGAGAGCUCCACCCCCUCGCUGGCCAUCCGCCAGCGACGAGCGGUGGUGGAUACGGAGUUCACCUAUCACUGCUACUCAGUUCAGGUUUCAGUGAACGGCUCUAUGAGCACGGAUCGCGGCUGCUCCCGGGUGAGCACCUACGAGGGCGUCUGCGAUCUCCUGAAGAUCCAAAACAACAACACCGAGUUGGCCAACUGUAAUCCUUGCAGCAUGAAUGCCUGCAAUGGUGGCAAUACCAUCAGGACUUCCAUCCUGGCCACACUCCUGGUGGCCUUUGUGGCCUUUGCCCUGCAGCGCAACUAAGGACCUCAUCUUCAUCCAUCAUCCGGUGCUUAAGAGACACACUCAUCAUUUAAUAUUAUAUUUAUGUAGUUCUAAGACACGCGAAUAUCGAAAUAUAUAAAUACUAAAAAGUACACUUAAAUCUAACCAAAUGUAAAGCUUACGGCGAACACUUAAUAAAUAAUUUGUAAUUAUUAAAAUAAAAUACAAAUAAUAAGGAAAAAAUAUAUUAAAGUUAUUGAAAA
This is a messenger RNA of Drosophila kikkawai, 1188 nucleotides long. RefSeq lists its product as uncharacterized. The record is from RefSeq and is a predicted model, not a curated record. Lineage: Eukaryota; Metazoa; Arthropoda; Insecta; Diptera; Drosophilidae.